This is a messenger RNA of Lynx canadensis (Canada lynx), 1263 nucleotides long. It is a transcript of the gene TPM2, whose product is annotated as tropomyosin 2. Gene Ontology annotation, biological process: actin filament organization; muscle contraction. The transcript has 9 exons. NCBI's taxonomy places the organism in Eukaryota, Metazoa, Chordata, Mammalia, Carnivora, Felidae. Bases 157 to 1011 code for a protein of 284 amino acids. Gene Ontology annotation, cellular component: actin filament. Gene Ontology annotation, molecular function: actin filament binding. The record is from RefSeq and is a predicted model, not a curated record.
GUCCCGGCCCCCGGCUCCGCCCGGUCCCUCCCCGCCUUUUAGGCGCCCGCCCGGCUGGGACAUCCCAGUCCCGCUUGGUCCUCCUCGCCGGCCACCCGUGCGCCCAGUUCAUCCAGUCCGCACUGCCUGCCCGUCGGCCCGCCCCCCACCGCAGCCAUGGACGCGAUCAAGAAGAAGAUGCAGAUGCUAAAGCUGGACAAGGAGAAUGCCAUCGACCGCGCCGAGCAGGCCGAGGCCGACAAGAAGCAGGCUGAGGACCGCUGCAAGCAGCUGGAGGAGGAGCAGCAGGCCCUCCAGAAGAAGCUGAAGGGGACAGAGGAUGAGGUGGAAAAGUAUUCUGAGUCCGUGAAGGACGCCCAGGAGAAACUGGAGCAGGCUGAGAAGAAGGCCACCGACGCUGAGGCAGAUGUGGCCUCCCUGAACCGCCGCAUUCAGCUGGUAGAGGAGGAGCUGGACCGGGCACAGGAGCGCCUGGCUACAGCCCUACAAAAGCUGGAGGAAGCUGAGAAGGCAGCUGAUGAGAGUGAGAGAGGAAUGAAGGUCAUUGAAAACCGAGCCAUGAAGGAUGAGGAAAAGAUGGAGCUGCAGGAGAUGCAGCUGAAGGAGGCCAAGCACAUCGCCGAGGAUUCAGACCGCAAAUAUGAGGAGGUGGCCAGGAAGCUGGUGAUCCUGGAAGGAGAGCUGGAGCGCUCAGAAGAAAGAGCCGAGGUGGCUGAGAGCCGAGCCAGGCAGCUGGAGGAGGAGCUCCGAACCAUGGACCAGGCCCUCAAGUCCCUGAUGGCCUCAGAGGAGGAGUAUUCCACCAAAGAAGAUAAAUAUGAAGAGGAGAUCAAACUGCUGGAGGAGAAGCUAAAAGAGGCUGAGACCCGAGCAGAGUUUGCCGAGAGGUCUGUGGCAAAGUUGGAGAAGACCAUUGAUGACCUGGAAGACGAAGUCUAUGCACAGAAGAUGAAGUACAAGGCCAUCAGUGAGGAGCUGGACAACGCACUCAACGACAUCACCUCCCUCUGAGCCCCACGCCAGUGUGGCCCCCUCAGCCCCUUUUCUCCUCUCCUUUCCACUCUCUUUGUGGGGAGGGGGCAGUCAGGAGGAACAAAGUUGUCAGCAUCGCACAGCCAGGCUGGGUGCAGCCUUGGAGAAGCCCCACCACACCUGCCGCCCACCCUGGCACUUGCUUCAUCCUUCUAUCCAACCACUCACUCCACCCUCCAGCCUCUACCUCUUUCUGCUGCUUAAUAAACUCAACUUGGUCUCCAUGCUGUC